Molecule: messenger RNA, 2193 nt
Organism: Lagopus muta (rock ptarmigan)
Lineage: Eukaryota; Metazoa; Chordata; Aves; Galliformes; Phasianidae
Gene: GRAMD4
Product: GRAM domain containing 4
Exons: 20
Coding region: 109-1956 (615 amino acids)
Biological process (GO): apoptotic process; negative regulation of toll-like receptor 9 signaling pathway
Source: RefSeq, a predicted model, not a curated record
ACACUGCCUGUGUUUGUUCACACACACAGUUGAGCUCUUACCGAAUACCAGAACUCCCUGACUUCUGUAGAAAGACGUUUUGAGAUUAAAAGGAGAAUGUGAAGGAAAAUGAAAUGUGAAGAUGAGAAGCAGGGAGACUCCAACCGUCAUGUUAAGGUAAAGCAGAAAAGUGCAGUGCUGAACAUGCUAAAGAAGUUGGACAAAAUAAGGUUCAGAGGUCACAAGAGAGAUGAGUUCCUUGAUUUAGCAGAGUCUCCAAAUGCUUCUGACACUGAAUGUGGAGAUGAAAUCCCAGUGAAAAUACCUCGAACAUCACCCCGAGACAAUGAAGAGCUGAGAGACCCUGCUGGUCCAGGGACCAUCAUCAUGGCUUCAGGAGUCCAGGAUUUUAACAGAACGGAGUCUGACAGACUGAAUGAAAUCAAAGGUCACCUGGAAAUAGCCUUACUGGAAAAACACUUUUUGCAGGAGGAACUCAGGAAGCUGAGAGAAGAAACGAAUGCUGAAACAUUAAGGCAAGAACUAGAAAAGGAACGACAGAGGAGGCUAGAACUGGAACAAAAAGUCAAUGAAGUGCUUAAAGCAAGAGCUGAAGAGGUAUCUGCAGCUCAACAGCCUGCAAAGCCACAGACACAGGCCAAUGGAGCAGAUAAACGUAGUCACACUGUAUGUUCAAGACUCCAGAAGUGGUUUUGUGACAAAUUUGGGGAGUAUGUUGAGGACUUCAGAUUUCAACCAGAGGAGAACACAGUGGAAACAGAGGAGCCACUUAGUGCUAGAAGGUUGACUGAAAAUAUGAGAAGAUUAAAGAGAGGUGCCAAACCUGUUACUAAUUUUGUGAAGAACCUUUCUGCCUUAUCAGACUGGUAUUCUAUCUACACUUCUGCUAUUGCCUUUAUUAUUUACAUGAAUGCUGUAUGGCAUGGCUGGGCCAUUCCUAUGUUCUUAUUUUUAGCAAUUUUGAGGUUGUCCCUAAAUUACCUCAUAGCCAGGGGUUGGAGAAUACAGUGGAGUAUUGUGCCUGAAGUUUCUGAACCUGUGGAACCUCCAAAAGAGGAUCUGACGGUGUCUGAAAAGUUUCAGCUUGUUCUAGAUGUGGCUCAGAAGGCGCAGAAUCUUUUUGGGAAGAUGGCAGACAUACUGGAAAAAAUUAAAAACUUGUUCAUGUGGGUCCAACCAGAAAUAACACAGAAGCUCUACAUCGUUCUAUGGGCAGCUUUUAUUGCAUCCUGCUUUUUGCCCUACAGGAUUAUUGGACUUGCAAUGGGACUCUAUGCUGGAAUCAAGUUUUUCCUUAUUGAUUUCAUCUUCAAACGAUGCCCCAGACUAAGAGCUAAGUAUGAUACUCCUUAUAUCAUCUGGACAAGUCUCCCAACAGAUCCUCAACUCAAAGAAAGAUCUAAUGCUACAGUGUCGAGACGAGCAUCGUUGUAUUACGGUUACCCUAAAAGCUGGAUGCUUCAAACAGCAGCAUCCAGAAGUUACGUGGGCUCAAGUGCCCCAACUGGAAUAAACAAAGAUGAAGACACGAGUCGCUUCCAUACCACUAAGAGGGGGAAUUUCCAUGAAGUUUUUAACCUGUCAGAAAAUGAGCGUCCUUUGGCAGUGUGUGAAAAUGGCUGGCGUUGUUGCUUGAUCAAUAGAGAUAGGAAGAUGCCUACAGACUACAUCAGAAAUGGAAUUCUUUACGUCACGGAAAAUUACUUGUGCUUUGAAAGUUCCAAAUCAGGCUCAUCUAAAAGAAAUAAAGUUAUAAAGCUAACGGAUAUAACAGAUAUUCAGAAGUAUAAAGUGCUCUCUGUUCUCCCGGGAUCAGGGAUGGGUAUUGCCGUAUCAACACCAUCUACACAAAAACCUUUGGUGUUUGGUGCUAUGGUACACAGAGAUGAAGCUUUUGAGACGAUUUUCAACCAGUAUGUGAAAAUAACCUCUGCAUCAUCGAACAGUGAGAGCUAGUAUCUUAUCUUAGAAAACAUAAAGGAAACUUUCUUAUUUUGCAAUUUGGUAGUGAAAAAAAAAUAAUGAACAUCCUCAUCUAUUUUGCAAUAAUUUUUCUUGUCUGGUGGUUUAUAUUCUAUCUGUUACAUAAAUCAAGUGUAUUUUAUAUAUGCCUUCAUGUUUGUUUUUAAGGUUUUUGUAAAAAAAAAAAAAAAAUUGUAAAAAACCCACAAAAAAAAAAAACCAACAACAAAA